AUGGAGUCCACCAGUACCAGCGAUAGGUGCUUUAUCCUCGAGAUCCCAACAGAGCUUCGAUUGAUCAUCUACGAGAUGAGCCUCGCAGAUCAUCGCAUUGAGCCGAAAUGCGACAACUCCCCGCCGCUCCUUGUGGUGUGUAAGGCGAUGCGCAACGAGGCGUUGGAGGUCUUCGAGAAGACGCUGAGGGCGAACCUGGCUACCUUGGACCAGCAAGAGCAGGAGUCGAAGCAGCAUUGGCAUGAGGAGAUGGAGGUGGCAUACACCCACGUGGCGAAGUCCACUGCGAGGAAGGCGCACGCUCAGCGUAUGCGAGACAUUCGCACACUCCAGCGUACGAACAUGCAGGAGUUGGGUACGGUGCAGAAAAGGCUGUAUGGUAAGAUUGGAGAAGAUGUUGUCAGAUGGAACGCACUGGAAAGCAGACGCUUCGUGCCCGGGUAUCCUCCGUUGGCAUGA
This is a messenger RNA of Fulvia fulva, 459 nucleotides long. RefSeq lists its product as uncharacterized. The record is from RefSeq and is a predicted model, not a curated record. The coding region runs from base 1 to 459 and encodes 152 amino acids. Lineage: Eukaryota; Fungi; Ascomycota; Dothideomycetes; Mycosphaerellales; Mycosphaerellaceae. The transcript has a single exon.